This is a messenger RNA of Limanda limanda (common dab), 2313 nucleotides long. RefSeq names its product UDP-Gal:betaGlcNAc beta 1,4- galactosyltransferase, polypeptide 5 (gene b4galt5). The transcript has 9 exons. The coding region runs from base 484 to 1629 and encodes 381 amino acids. Gene Ontology annotation, biological process: carbohydrate metabolic process; glycoprotein biosynthetic process. The record is from RefSeq and is a predicted model, not a curated record. NCBI's taxonomy places the organism in Eukaryota, Metazoa, Chordata, Actinopteri, Pleuronectiformes, Pleuronectidae. Gene Ontology annotation, molecular function: UDP-galactose:glucosylceramide beta-1,4-galactosyltransferase activity.
AGGCAGGCAAACCGCCGGAGCGGCCGAGCACCCCGACAGCGACGUGUAGUGUGUGUGUGACCGGACCCGAUGGUGUCUCACUGACGAGGAAGACCCACAAAAAAAACACACAAAAAAAACCACCAGGCCAGGUUCCGACCGACCGCUCUGCUGUCACCGCCCGCGCUGCUGUCACCGCCCGCCGUCUGCACACCGGACGUGAGCCGAAGCCUUCCCCUCGGAAAUGGAGUCUGCGUCGUCUUGACUGAAGCCUGGAGGUGCGCUUCUUCUUCUGCCUCGACCUGUCGCGGAAACACAAGGACUUCCUCGUCGCCUGGUUUCCUCUCUCGGCUGCCGCAGACCCACCGCCUCCACCCGGCUCCACUCGGCUCAUUCAACCGGGAGCCCUCCACCCACCGCCGGCCCCCCCCCACUCCACCCCCCCUCGACAUCUGGACACAACCCCUGCAUCGUCGCCGCUGUGUUGGCCGCUGCUUCGCCUGUAUGAUGCCGACACAUCUGCGGUUCCGGAGAAGGAUUUUAGGGCUCAUUUUCCUCUUCUCGCUGUCCACCACCGCAUUGUACUUCAUCUACUCCGCCCCCGGAAUCGUGAAUGAGUAUGUGUUCGCGGUCCAAGCCCGAGGGAUCCAGAUCAGAGAAAAUGUGAAAUACAUCGGGUCACAGGUACUGGAGCAGGUGGUGAGAGGGGCAUACAGCGUCAAUGGCACAGAUUAUACCUACGAUUUCAACUUGAGCGAUAGCGAUGGUCCUCCCCCAACAUACCUCCCCCAGGGCUUCACCUACCUCCCAUCUGAGGUUUGUCCUGCCAGGCUUCCCUCCAUGAAGGGCAGGUUGCAGGUGAACAUGAGUGAGGUGUCGCUGGAGGAGGUGGAGAGAUCCUUGCUAGAGAAGGAGCCAAGCAUUGCCCCAGGAGGCUACUGGAAGCCCCACGAUUGUUUACCUCGCUGGAAGGUGGCAAUCCUCGUCCCAUUUAGAAACAGACACGAACACUUACCAAUCCUCCUGAGACACCUGGUGCCAGUGCUGCAGAAACAGAGACUCCAGUUCGCCUUUUAUGUCGUAGAGCAGGGGGGCACUGAGCCAUUUAACCGAGCCAUGUUGUUCAACGUGGGCUACAAGGAGGCUAUGAAGGACCUGGACUGGGACUGUCUCGUCUUCCACGACGUGGACCACCUCAUGGAGAACGACAGGAACUACUACGGCUGCACAGGCAUGCCCCGUCACUUUGCGGUCAAACUCGACAAGUACUCUUACAUGCUUCCAUAUAACGAGUUCUUCGGCGGUGUCAGUGGCAUGACGGCGAAGCAGCUCAAGAAGAUUAAUGGAUUUCCUAAUGCGUUCUGGGGCUGGGGAGGAGAGGACGAUGACCUCUGGAAUAGGGUACAGUUUGCCAAUUUCACAGUGAGUAGACCGCGGGGAGAGCAGGGACGCUACAUGUCCAUUCCACAUCACCAUCGCGGGGAAGUCCAGUUCCUGGGAAGGUACAGUCUACUACGCCACUCAAAGGAGAGACAGAAAGUGGAUGGUCUUAACAACCUCAACUACUCCCCCUCGUUGUCCAGGAGGCCUCUCUACACCAACAUCACAGUCAGCUUGAGCAGAAAGCUUGCACCCGUAGCCGUCUACUAACGUAGGCACAGCUGGACUGCAGACCACAUGGGAAUCAAAGUCCUCCGGGACAUCAGCCAUAUAUCACCAGUUGCAGUACUGCUUAUGACUUUUUGGUUGACUGAUACUUUGCUUUCUUUCUUUUGUUUGUAUGCAAAAAAAAAAUGAAGACUUAAAUAAGUAUGUUGGAUAAAUCAUAUUAGAAAAUAAGGAUUAAAUGCUGCGCUACAGUCCAUCACUCCUCUCAUCUGGGCUUAUCUAGUCUUCUCUCUCCACAUGCCUUUUGCACCAUUUUGGCCUUCAGCAUCCAUUCAUUCAUCCGUUCAUUUUCUGAUUCAGACGGUCAACGUUGAGUUCGGCCCUUCACUCUGUGCUCGUUUAUUACAAUAGGCCAUGAUACACACGCUCAUUCAAGUGCAUGCGCACGCACACAAACAGUUUGAUUUGCAUGCGCUGACACGGUCCAUGAGGCUUUGAUUUUUGCUUUGCUCUUUCACUUAUUAUUUUACACAGCUGCAGUAAACCUGUGAAAACGUUGAAAACAUUCGCACACACAGACACACACACACUCCAGACCUUCUAACCACAUAGCUACUUCAACCGCGUUGAUUCCUGCAGCUGGUUCUGCAGAGGGUAUGCCAAAUCUACAACUGAAGAGAGCAAGAGAAAAUAUAUAAAGAGUGAGUGCUUUCAUUCAUUUAUAAA